UCACUCCAAAAUCCUUUGCAAUUAGUUCACUAACCUCUACUUAGUAGCUUCAUUUGCAAAGGGUUACUGUGAAAAUGGCUUCCAAGAAAACUUCAGUACUGGCUUUAUUCAUCGUAUUCAACAUUCUCUUUUGCACCAUGGUGAGUGCAUGUGGCACUUGCCCUAGCCCUAAACCGAAGCCGAAGCCAAAGCCAACACCAAGCCCUUCUAAGGGCAAGUGCCCUAAAGAUGCCCUAAAGUUGGGUGUUUGUGCCAAUGUGCUUGGCAACUUGCUUGGCCUUGUGGUUGGCAACCCUCCAAAGAAACCAUGCUGCUCUCUCAUUGAAGGGCUUGUGGACCUUGAGGCCGCAGUCUGCCUUUGCACCGCCAUUAAGGCUAACGUUCUGGGCAUUAACCUUAAUGUUCCACUUUCCCUCAGCCUUCUCCUUAAUGUCUGCGGUAAAAAGGUUCCUUCUGGGUUCCAAUGCCCUUGAACAAUAAUUUAGCUUUUGCUGUCAGCUAGAGAUCAGAGUUGAGAAAGCUUUUUCUUCAAUUCUUCCUAGUUUGAAGUUAUAUAUUUUGGGUUUAAUUUCCUUUCUUGAAUGCACUGCUCGUGCAAUAUAAUUUGAUGUAUGUGUUCUCUUUUCUCUGCUUUCAUUUGCUGUGUGUUAAACGUGUAAUGUACUCUAUAUCGGAAAAAAUAUAAUCAAUACAAUUUCUGGUUUCUUUUAUA
Ipomoea triloba (trilobed morning glory) is the source of this 712-nucleotide messenger RNA. Its product is annotated as 14 kDa proline-rich protein DC2.15-like. The record is from RefSeq and is a predicted model, not a curated record. The transcript has a single exon. Bases 75 to 473 code for a protein of 132 amino acids. NCBI's taxonomy places the organism in Eukaryota, Viridiplantae, Streptophyta, Magnoliopsida, Solanales, Convolvulaceae.